Molecule: messenger RNA, 2484 nt
Organism: Juglans microcarpa x Juglans regia
Lineage: Eukaryota; Viridiplantae; Streptophyta; Magnoliopsida; Fagales; Juglandaceae
Product: probable receptor-like serine/threonine-protein kinase At5g57670
Exons: 10
Coding region: 209-2284 (691 amino acids)
Biological process (GO): protein phosphorylation
Molecular function (GO): protein kinase activity; ATP binding
Source: RefSeq, a predicted model, not a curated record
AAGGGGUGCUAUUGGAUAUGUUAGUCAAGCUUGAGUGAAAAUGGCAAACUUUCAAUGCAGUAGUUGAUUUUUCUUUUCAAUGCAGCAGUUGAAAUGAUCCAUUCAGUAAGUGGCAAGGUCAGAAACUAGACGAGUUCAAGAAGGAACAGAAUUUAAUUAAUCUUUUGAGGUGUGAAAGAGAUCGAUCAGUUAGGAGGAAAGGAUCAAAAUGACAGGUGAGGAGGAAGUAAAGGCUGCUGAAAAGAAAAAUGUCUUGGUUGGCAUUCGAAUGGACAGCCAUAGCAGAGAGCUGCUCAGCUGGGCUCUUGUGAAAGUAGCCAAGCCUGGAGAUUGCGUGGUUGCAGUUCAUGUUUGUCGAAGUCCUGAUCAGGCUUCGGAAAACAAGAACUUGUUGGAUUGUUAUUUAGAAGUUUAUGAAGGCUUGUGUACUGUAAAGAAGGUUGAUCUCACCGGUCAUAUCUUCACAGGAAGUUCAGUCCGAAGGGUUCUGGCGAGAGAAGCAAAGAACCAAUCUGCAGUGGCAGUUGUUGUAGGGAUAAGCAAGCAAAGCGCUCUCGGGGGUUGGGCUUCCAUAGCCAAAUAUUGCACCAGGAGACUCCCUUCAACAACUGAUGUUUUGGCUAUCCAUAAGGGAAAAAUUGUCUUCAGAAGGUUCACCAAUAAUCAACUACCAGGCUUUAAAGGAGUUCCAAAACCAAGUUUCACUCAUAUAGAAGUUCCCACUUCCAAAGAGUGCCCAUCUGAAUUUGGUGACUCCGAGGCAGAGUCUGAGAAAUCUGUUUGUGAAGUGGUUCAAAACUCCAGAGACGGUUUAAGACAUGAUGGGGAAAACUUGAAGGAUGAAGUUUUCAACCUCGCAUGCGAACAUAACAAACUUGCUUUGAUAUAUACAGGAGACCCUUCAGAGCAGAGACUUGGUUGGCCGUUACUCCGUAGCACUAGUUCAUCGAUUCCACAAACUCCACAUGCAAGGAAAAUGUCUGUGGUGCAAUGGGUAAUGAGCUUACCAGAUCGUUCCCCAGAGCUUAGUCAUGAUCAGUGUUCAACUAUCAAAGAAACUGCGUUGGAAAGAGAUAUCGGAGACAUUUUGCAUGAGAGUGCCAAAAAUAAUGGUGCCUCUGCAUUGCGUGAGCUGCCAAAAGGCUUGGAGCAUCUCCUCAAAUCAGACUCAUCAGGCUGCAAAUGGUUCGGUCAUGAGGUUCUGAAGACUGCAACUUCUCAGUUCUCUUCAGAAAAUAUGAUUGGGAAAGGAGGUUGUAAUCGUGCAUAUAAGGGAAUUCUUCCAGAUGGAAAGCCAGUGGCAGUAAAGAUUCCGAAGUCAACGAAAGAAGCAUGGAAGGAUUUUGCCCUUGAAGUUGAUAUCAUCUCCUCACUGAAGCACAAACACAUCAUGCCCUUGCUUGGGGUCUGCAUCGAAGAUAAUGCUCCAAUCUUGGUUUAUGACUACCUGUCUAAAGGAAGCUUAGAGGAAAACCUUCAUGGUAAAAACAAAGACAAAUCUGUGUUGUCAUGGGAAGUGAGAUUUAAGAUAUCUGUUGGAAUUGCUGAAGCUCUAAAUUACCUACAUAACGAAUGCCCUCGGCCUGUUAUUCACAGAGAUGUCAAGUCUUCAAACAUUCUACUCUCUGACGAGAUGGAACCACAGUUAUCUGAUUUUGGGCUUGCGAUAUGGGGACCAACAAAUUCAUCAUUUAUGACUCACGGCGAUGUAGUAGGAACAUUUGGUUAUCUUGCUCCUGAAUAUUUCAUGUAUGGGAAAGUAAGUGACAAGAUUGAUGUGUAUGCCUUUGGUGUAGUUCUUCUUGAAUUGUUAACAGGGCGAAAAUCAAUUGGUUCUGAGACUCCCAAAGGACAAGAGAGCUUGGUCAUGUGGGCAAAGCCAAUAAUAGAGAGUGCAGAUGCAAAAGGCAUAUUGGAUCCAAAUUUAGAGGGAAACUAUGAUGAGGUUCAGCUGCAGAGAAUGGUUGUUGCAGCAAACCUCUGCAUCACACGGGCGGCUAGGCUUCGCCCUAACAUCAGUCAGAUACUGAAGCUCCUAAAAGGGGAUAAAUGUGUUGAAGAAUUGGUGAAUUUCCAGAAGGGUGAUCUUAAGGAUGAUUCAGAAAACCUGGAAAACAAUGAUGACGAGGUCUAUCCGAACUCUAGUGCAGAGUUACAUUUGAGUCUUGCACUACUUGAUGUUGGCGAUGAUACCACAUCAUAUAGUAGUGUGGAUCAGAGCAACAGUCUUUCUUCAGAAGAAUUCUUGAAAGAUAGAUGGAGCAGGUCAUCCAGUUUUGAGUAGCUUCAGCUUUACUUGAACAUAAAAGGGGAACAAAAAAAAAGGAGAGAAUAAUUAUAGUUGUUCCUCCAAAAUACUACUUCACUCUUAGCAAACACAAAUUUGCUUAACUUUGCCAGAUGUGUAGUUUGUACUUUUAGGGAUGAGGAAAAGAACUGUUGGCAUCCAAAUGGUGAGGUGUUUCAUAGAUGUAAAAAAACAAA